Molecule: messenger RNA, 1180 nt
Organism: Protopterus annectens (West African lungfish)
Lineage: Eukaryota; Metazoa; Chordata; Ceratodontiformes; Protopteridae
Gene: SLC35B1
Product: solute carrier family 35 member B1
Exons: 10
Coding region: 125-1180 (351 amino acids)
Biological process (GO): UDP-galactose transmembrane transport
Cellular component (GO): endoplasmic reticulum membrane; Golgi membrane
Molecular function (GO): UDP-galactose transmembrane transporter activity; UDP-glucose transmembrane transporter activity
Source: RefSeq, a predicted model, not a curated record
UUGCUUAAUCUGCAGCUAACAUUGUGUUUUUUAAAGGAGGCAGUAACUAAAAAGCACUCUAACAAUGCAUACAGAAGAGCAGCCGUGAGGGCUUUGGCUGGUGGCUGUCGUAUGAAGUCUUUCUAUGAAGCCACCGGUAACUGUAGAUGCAGCCCCCUGGGUUUCAGCGACAAGGGAUGUGACACUGGUUGUGCCAGUUCAAGGUACUUCUCCAUCCAGUGGAGAGCAGCAGUUGAGUAGUAGUAUGGCUUCUGAACUGCGGUCGUUGUUGCAGGGAGAACGACUUAGGUUGCUUGUUUGCUUUCUAGGAGUCUUCAUCUGUUAUUUCUAUUAUGGUAUUCUACAGGAAAGCAUAACAAGAGCCAGAUAUGGACAAGGAGAGAAACAAGAGACAUUUAAAUAUGCAACAACACUUGUGUUUAUCCAAUGCAUCAUUAAUGCUAUGUUUGCAAAGCUAUUGAUACACUUUUUUGAGAAGUCAAAGGUAGAUCGUACAAAGAGCUGGCUUUAUGCUUGCUGCUCCAUGUCCUACUUGGGUGCCAUGGUUUCCAGUAACUCAGCACUGCAGUAUGUUAACUACCCAACACAGGUUCUAGGCAAGUCAUGUAAACCAAUUCCAGUCAUGCUUCUUGGAGUGACCAUUCUAAGAAAGAAGUAUCCCUUAGCCAAGUAUCUUUGUGUACUGCUUAUUGUAACUGGGGUGGCCCUGUUCAUGUACAAGCCUAAACAAGGGAAAAUUGGGAUAGAAGACCAAAUGUUUGGACUUGGAGAGAUCUUACUGCUGGUUUCCUUGACUCUGGAUGGAUUGACAGGAGUAUGUCAAGACCACAUGCGAGCUCAUUACCAAACCGCUUCCAACCAGAUGAUGUUCAAUAUUAAUGUUUGGUCGAUAUUGUUUCUGGGCAGUGGAGUUGUGUUUACAGGUGAAAUAUGGGACUUUAUGAGCUUUGCUGACAGAUACCCUUAUAUCCUCUACAAUAUAGCUUUGUUUGGACUGACCAGUGCCUUAGGACAAAGUUUUAUUUUUAUGACCGUGGUAUACUUUGGACCUCUGACUUGCUCCAUUAUUACUACAACUCGGAAGUUCUUCACCAUCCUAGGCUCUGUGAUUAUCUUUGCUAACCCCAUCAGCUCCAUGCAGUGGGUAGGAACCAUCCUUGUAUUUGUAGUAUCUAGUUAG